Molecule: messenger RNA, 3252 nt
Organism: Chrysemys picta bellii (western painted turtle)
Lineage: Eukaryota; Metazoa; Chordata; Testudines; Emydidae
Gene: POPDC3
Product: popeye domain containing 3
Biological process (GO): heart development; skeletal muscle tissue development; regulation of membrane potential
Cellular component (GO): sarcolemma
Molecular function (GO): cAMP binding
Source: RefSeq, a predicted model, not a curated record
AGAUCUACAUUUCUCUGUAAUAGGCUUCGCUUUAAAAGUGAAAUGCAGUAAUUUUGUAUGAAAUGUUUUGAGAUCACUUAAAGGUUGAAGAGCUUUGUGCUGCCUCAUAAAAUGUUCCAUUUAGACAGAAUAUGUUUGCAUGACACUUGCUCUAUAGCUACCUUUCCUCCUCGACUAGUAAAGAUAUGCACGGAAAACAAAAAUCUUUGUUUUGUAAGAAUUUGGAAUUUAUUUUCCCAGCUGGAGUCCUUAUCUCUGUACCUGAUCCUGCAAGUUUUCAAUGUAUAGAACUCCUUUUGCACAUGGAGCACAUGGAGGAGUAGGUUUUCUGUGUAGUAAUAGUCUUUUCACAAGAACCAGCUGGGGCCAAAUCCUUCUCCCUUUUCUCAGAUCAGAUCAUGUUAUGGAUCCAACCAAAUCAAAAGGAUGCGUGAGCCGGUGAGAAAGAACAUGGACUUCUGAGAACACUAACUUCCUAGAUGCUUAAAAUAGAAGAGCCUGGGAUUAUGGUGAUCAGUUACCAAUGGCUACAAAGAUGGAAAAGCAAUGGACCCCUCUACCUGUACCUGUAUAAAUAAAGUUUUAGAAGGCAGAGAGAACUUAAAUUGAACCAAAUAAUUAUUUCAGCCAUGGGAGAAAAUGAAAGUUUUUGGGAGAGCUUGAUAUAUGCACAUCCUACCUGUGUAGCCUGGAAGCAAGAGCCAGAAGGAUCUAUCUACCAUCUAGCUAGUAUUCUAUUCGUUGUUGGCUUCAUGGGAGGAAGUGGAUUCUUUGGGCUAAUGUACGUCUUCAGUUUGCUUGGACUGGGCUUUCUCUGCUCUUCUGUAUGGGCUUGGCUGGAUAUAUGUGCUGCUGAUAUAUUCUCCUGGAAUUUUGUCCUCUUUGUGAUAUGCUUCAUACAAUUUAUUUAUGUUACUUACCAAGUUCGGAGUGUUUCCUUUGAAAAAGAAUUCCAGGAACUCUACAGUUCUCUUUUUCAGCCUCUGGGAAUCUCUUUGACUGUUUUUAGGAAGAUUGUCUUGUGUUGUGAUGCAGAAGUGGUUACUUUGGAGAAGGAGCAUUGUUAUGCUAUGCAAGGCAAAACACCUAUUGAUAAACUCUCUAUGCUUGUGUCUGGAAGGAUCAGCGUGACCGUUGAUGGAGAGUUUCUGCAUUAUAUUUUCCCCCUUCAAUUUCUGGAUUCUCCUGAAUGGGAUUCCCUAAGACCCACAGAAGAGGGUAUUUUCCAGGUAACUCUUACAGCAGAGACGGACUGUCGAUAUGUGGCUUGGAGGAGAAAGAAACUGUAUUUGCUGUUUGCUAAACACCGUUUCAUUUCACGUCUGUUUUCAAUUUUAAUUGGGAGUGACAUUGCUGAUAAACUAUAUGCCUUGAAUGACAGAGUGCACGUAGGAAAAGGACUUCGAUACGACAUCCGGUUACCAAACUUCUACCAAGUGGCAGUACCAGGGACACCCAAAGUGCAACCUGCAGAACAACUUGUGAGCAAUUCAAGACAAAAGUUCACUAACAUUGCAAACUGUGACUCUUCUAAAAAAUAACAAACGAAAAGAUAUAUGCUAAAUUAAAUAGGGAAAUACAAGUUAAUAACAGGAAAAUCAAGCUGAACAAAACCUAGUAAAGCCAAACUUGAUUGAAAGUGCCAUUUACUUUAGCUAAAAUAGCUUGCAUCCCUUUUCUCCCUGCAGAGCCAGCUGGUUGGCUUGUACAUCUUGACUAAUUAUGCAUUAUGAUUAAUUUCUUUUGUUGGUCUUAUUACUUUUGGGGGGGGGAAAUGAAUCAUGAUGGGAUGAAGCUUUAUUGUAAUUGUGGUGCCUUCUGUGUGUGUGUGUGUUUUUUUAAAUGAUAUUUGCAUAGCGCUCUUGAUCAUAUGUAUUCCAACUUGCUUGUCAUAAUGAAUUAUGAAUCUAUUUCAUCAUAGUGAAAAGCAAGUUAUCUUAUCUUAUUUUGAGUUGCUUGUUACAUUCAUAAUUACAAUAUGUGAACCUGAUCUUUUUUUAACCAUCAGAAUCUUAGAGAAGAUUACUUUAAAAAAAAAUUUAAACUCAGAUUGUCGUUUUCUUUUUUAAAAAGGGGAAAUGACAGAAUGUGAAAUGCACAGUAAGACAACGUUUUUUUUUUUUUUCUUUCAUUCAGUCCAUGAACAGUUGAUUUCUCUCAGGCUAUAGGAAAGAGGCAUUACAUGGAAACAAAAAACACUAGUGUAAUUGCCAACGUGAAAAAAAGUAAAGCAAUCAAUAUAAUUGCUGCAAAGUAUAUAAUAGGAAAAAGUUUGUGUAGUGCUUUGAAGUAGCUAGACUUCAAAGGUGUAAAUGCCAAUCAUAAUGUACAAUAAAUACUGUACAUCAAUCAAUCACUAACAUAUUUAAGUCUAUAUUUUACAGAAACCCUUUGUCAGGUUUGUCAUAAAGCAACACAAAUCAGUAAAUACGUGGGGCUACCAACAUAAAACAGCAAACUAUUCUUCUUAGUAGUGAAGUACUCCUAUUUAGCUUGCAAAGUCACUUUUCUGUGCCUAUAAACGUUUUAAUUUAAAAUACAUUUUCUCCCUAGUGUGGGUGUCUUUAAUAGUUUAUGGGGAUUGAAGAUCAACAUUUGGUUGGAGAAACCUAGUUUUAUACCUUUUCCAAUUGAUUUUGAGGUCAUUGUGCCUUUGGGGAAGAGGUGUUUGAAUGUCUUUCCUAACUUACUAUCUUGCUCUAUGCUUGAUGCAUGCCUAUAAUCAAAAAGGGAGAACCAUUACUAUUUUAUGAGACAAUAUUAAUGCUUGAUACAUAUCAAGGUAGAUUGCCUUUUUAAUAUUUAAAACUUAAAAAUUGCUCUAGGGUUUGGGAGGAAAAGUUAGUGCCUGCCUUUUUUUACUAGAUCUUAUGAGUCAUUGGUAGAGGUUUAAAGCAGUUGCCACAGUCUCUACCUUGAAGGUAAUCUUACUGUGUAAGAGGAAAAACUCUUUCAAAAACACAUUCAUCCUGGAGCCUGAGUGAAGUGGUUUUCAGUAAGAGUGGCUUUACAGAAGAAACCAAAAAAAUCCAUGUAUUUUAACAAAGUUAUUACAAGUGAUGAAAAAGUAUAUAUUGUACAUCACUCAAUACAAAUAAAAGUAGUAUUUACAAUGCAAGAACAAUUUUGCUUUUAGCUUUCUCCAUUUUCUAGAGAGAUAGAUAUGUAGUGGUGCCAUGUGAUAUUGCAGAGCUACUUGUGUAUAAUGGGGUAAUCCCAAAUUCAUUCUAAUAAAAACCUCUUUAUUAUGUA